UGGGGUGAAAGGAGGCUGCCCACGCACGUGGUGCCCGUGCACUACGACCUCCUCAUCCACCCCAACCUCACCACGCUGACCUUCUCCGGCUCGGCCAGGAUCGAGGUUGUGGUCUCGCAGGAGACCAGCUGGCUCGUCCUGCACAGCAAGCGCCUGCGCAUCGCCCAGGCCGCCAUCGAGGCCGGGCCCGGCGGCGCCCGCUCCGUGCAGGAGGUGCAGGUUUUGGAGCAGCAGCCCUUGGAGCAGGUGGCCCUGCUCGCCCCCGAGCCCCUGCGGCCCGGACACAGCUACACGGUCAGCGUGCGCUAUGCUGCAAACCUCUCCGAGGCUUUCCAUGGCUUCUACAAAAGCACCUACAGGACUCAGGAUGGAGAGCUCAGGGUACUUGCGUCCACACAGUUUGAGCCAACAGCUGCACGAAUGGCCUUCCCGUGUUUUGAUGAACCAGCCUUCAAAGCCAGAUUUUCAAUUAAGAUUAGGAGGGAGCCAAAGCACCUUGCACUAUCCAAUAUGCCGCUUGUGAAAACUGUGAAUAUAUCUCCAUCGCUUGUUGAGGACCAUUUUGAUACCAGUGUCAAGAUGAGUACUUACCUGGUGGCCUUUAUUGUUUCAGAUUUUAAAUCCAUCAGCAAAAUAACUAGUCAUGGAAUUAAGAUUUCUGUAUACACAGCACCAGACAAGAUCCACCAAGCUGAUUAUGCUUUGGAUGCAGCAGUGAAACUUUUAGAUUUCUAUGAAGAUUAUUUUAGCAUUCCAUAUCCUUUACCUAAACAAGAUUUAGCAGCUAUUCCUGAUUUUCAGUCUGGUGCUAUGGAAAACUGGGGAUUGACCACCUACCGGGAGUCUGUGUUGCUGUAUGACCCUGCAAAGUCCCCGGCGUCCUCUAAACUGUCCAUCACGAUGACAAUAGCCCAUGAACUGGCUCAUCAGUGGUUUGGCAACCUAGUUACGAUGGAGUGGUGGAAUGACCUCUGGUUAAAUGAAGGGUUUGCAAAGUUUAUGGAGUUUGUGUCAGUCAGCGUUACCCACCCAGAACUGAGAGUCGAAGAUUAUUUUUUAGGUAAAUGUUUUGAUGCCAUGGAAGUGGAUGCAUUAAAUUCGUCACAUCCUGUGUCUACUCCUGUGGAAGAUCCAUCUGAAAUUUUAGAAAUGUUUGAUGAUGUUUCAUAUGAAAAGGGAUCUUGUAUAUUAAAUAUGCUGAGGGACUACAUGACUGCUGAUGUGUUUAAAGCUGGACUCAAGCAGUAUCUGCAGAGAUACAGCUAUAAAAAUGCAAAAAAUGAAGAUUUGUGGAACAGCAUGACAAAGAUUUGCCCUACUGUAGAUACCGAUGAAAGCAUAUUACAAGGUGAUAACUUUUGCAGAAGAAACCAAGAGUCAUUUUCAAAUGGACACUGGACCAAAAGAGAGGCUGUUGAUGUGAGGGCAAUGAUGAACACUUGGACACUGCAGAAAGGUUUUCCACUGGUAACUGUCACAGUGAGAGGAAAGAAUGUCCAUCUGCAGCAGGAGCGCUACAGGAAGGGAGUGGAUUCUCCUUCGUCCACAGAGUACUUGUGGCACAUUCCACUAACCUACAUUACCAGUAAAUCUGACAUAGUUCAAAGAUUUCUGAUGACAACUAAAACAGAUGUCUUCAUUCUUCCAGAAGAAGUAGAAUGGAUUAAAUUCAAUGUUGGCAUGAAUGGGUAUUACAUUGUGCACUAUGAAGAUGAUGGAUGGGAUCGUCUGAUUAACCUUUUGAAAGAGAACCAUAUGGUGAUUAGCAGCAAUGACAGAGCAAGUCUCAUUAACAAUAUCUUCCAGCUUGUGAGAAUAAAAAAGUUGCCAAUUUCCAAAGCUUUUGAUUUAACUUUAUACCUGAAACAUGAGACAGAAAUCAUGCCUGUAUUCCAAGGUAUGCAGGAAUUGAUUCCCAUAUACAAGCUUAUGGAGAGGAGGGACAUGGAUGACACAGCAAAUCAGUUAAAGGAGUAUAUAGUCAAUCUGUUCAAAGACCUAAUUGACAAGCAGUCUUGGAACGAUGACGGCUCGGUGCCAGAGAGAAUGCUCAAGCACUCACUCCUGCUCUUCGCCUGCGUGCGCGGCUACCAGCCCUGUGUGGACAAAGCGCAAGAGUAUUUUGUGAAAUGGCAGAAGUCCAAUGCAACUUUGAGCUUGCCAACAGAUGUGAAGACAGCUGUGUACACUGUUGGAGCACAAACACCUGAAGGCUGGGAUUUCCUCCUUAGUAAAUACAGGCUGCAUUCAUUCAACCUGGACAAAAAUCAAAUUGCUUUGGCGCUCAGCCGUAGCAGGAAUAACAGCAAACUCCAGUGGUUAAUGGAUCAAGGUCUGCGUGGUGACAUAAUAAAAACACAGGAUCUUCCCUAUAUUAUUGCGUUUGUUGCCAGAAACCCAUCUGGCUAUCAUCUAGCUUGGACAUUUCUAAAGAACAAAUGGGAAAAUCUUGUUGAAAAGUUUGAACUUGGUUCACAAUCCUUAGCCACCAUUGUCAGUGAAGUGACAAAUCAGUAUUCUAUGAGGUCGCAGCUCACAGAGGUGAAAGAAUUCUUUGACUCUCUGGACAAAAAAAGUUCACAGCUUCGUUGUGUCCAACAAGCUAUUGAAACCAUUGAAGACAACAUACAGUGGAUGGAUAGAAAUUUCGAGGAACUCAAAACAUGGCUGCAAAAUAAAAAGCUAUAAAACAUUAUUUACAUUUGCCAAAAA
Messenger RNA from Tinamus guttatus (white-throated tinamou), 2712 nucleotides. The record is from RefSeq and is a predicted model, not a curated record. NCBI's taxonomy places the organism in Eukaryota, Metazoa, Chordata, Aves, Tinamiformes, Tinamidae.